UGUCCCUCGGACACAGAGGAUCACCGAUCUACAGAAAGAGCUGAAGAUAUCGGCUCGGUCACAUGAUCAGCUGUGUCCAAUCACAGCUGAUCACUGAUCAUCAGGGCACUGAUGAUCAGUGUGGCCCCAGAAGUGCCACCUGUCAGUGUCCAUCAGUGCCAGCUGUCAGUGCUGAACAGUGCCACGUGCCAGUGCCCAUCAGUGCCACAUCAAUGCCACAUAUCAGUGCCUACCAGUGCACAUCAAUGCCACAUAUCAGUGCCCAUCUGAGCUGCCUUUCAGUGUCACACAUCAGUGCCAGUCAGUGCCACCUAUCAAUGCCAAUCAGUGCCACCUAUCAGUGCUGCCAAUCAGUGCCAGUCAGUGCCGCCUAUCAG
Staurois parvus is the source of this 377-nucleotide messenger RNA. Lineage: Eukaryota; Metazoa; Chordata; Amphibia; Anura; Ranidae. The record is from the annotation of a GenBank genome assembly.